AUGUCAUACAACCAUGAUUCAAAUACUAGUUCUGCCGCCUUAAGGAAGAAGAAGAUCUUGAAGAAAUCCAUCAAUUUCAGUAUAAUGGUGAUCGGAGAAAGUGGUAUGGGAAGAUCAAGUUUCAUCAAUUCAUUAUGUGGAGGAAAUUCUAUAGUACCAACAUCUUCAACUAUUGAUCAAGAUCCUUUCACCAAAAAAUUAACAUUAAGACAUGAAAACGUCGAAUUAGAAGAUAAUGAAGGUCACAAAAUCUCUUUAAAUAUUAUAGAUACCCCAAACUUUGCCAAUUCAAUCAAUUGUGAUGAAGAUUUUAAGAUUAUUGUUGAUUUUAUAAGACACCAAUAUGAUGAAGUUUUAUUAGAAGAGAGUAGAGUUAAGAGAAAUCCAAGAUUCAAAGAUGGAAGAAUCCAUGUUUUAUUAUAUAUGAUCAAUCCAACAGGUCAUGGAUUGAGUGAAAUUGAUGUUCAAUUUAUGCUUCAUAUUAAUAAAUUAGUGAAUUUAAUUCCUGUUAUUGGUAAAAGUGAUAGUUUAACUGCUGAUGAGUUAAAACUUAACAAGAAAUUGAUCUUGGAAGAUUUGAAACAUUAUGGUAUAAAUUAUUAUAAGUUUAAUGAAUUCGAAUAUGAACAAGAUUAUAUUGAUGAUGAAAUUAUUGAAUACAAUAAAUAUUUAAACAGUUUAUUACCAUUUGCAAUAAUCGGGGCUAAUGAUUUUAGAACUAAUGAUGAAGAUGUUUUGAAGUUAAGAAUUGGUAAUCCAAUCAAUUCUAAACCAAUUAAUAUUGAGAUGCCAGAAUAUAAUGAUUUCACUAUCUUGAAGAACAUCUUAUUAAUCACUCAUUUGAAUGAAUUUAAAGAAAUCACUCAUGAUAUUAUUUAUGAAAAUUACCGUACUGAAGCUUUAAGUGGAAAAGAAUUCCAAUAUAUUAAUGGUGAAAGAGUGGUUAAUGAAGCUGCUAAAUCUGAUAUUAAUGGUUCUUUUGAUGAUACAACUAACCAAUCAACUAUUAAUGAUGAUUAUUUAGCUAAGGAAGAACAAAUCAAAUUAGAAGAAGAAAGGUUGAAAAAAUUCGAAGAAAGAGUUCAUCAAGAUUUAAUUAAUAAACGUAAAGAAUUAUUAGAAAGAGAAAAUGAAUUGAAGGAAAUCGAAAAGAGAUUAAUGGCUGAAGGGUUAAAAUUAAAUGACGAAGGUGAGAUCGUUAAAAAUGAUGAGUAG
This is a messenger RNA of Yamadazyma jaroonii, 1215 nucleotides long. NCBI's taxonomy places the organism in Eukaryota, Fungi, Ascomycota, Pichiomycetes, Serinales, Debaryomycetaceae. The record is from the annotation of a GenBank genome assembly.